AGCUCUCUGUCGCCUUUGUGUUCCAGGAAGCCCGGCGUCCUGCUGCAUGAUGUCCCACCUGGGGCCCCUGCGCUGCGGCGCCUGGGCUUCGCUGCUCGGCCAGCUCCUGCGACCUCCGCACGCUGUGUGCAUCCGGGCGGCAGGCUGUCACAGCCAGGUUGCACAGGCAGUGUUAACAUCCCAACAGAAGCCACAUCAAGAGAAACCAAAUUUUAUCAUCAAGGUUCCAAAGGGCACCAGGGAUUUAAGUCCUCAACAGAUGGUUGUGAGGGAGAAAAUUCUUGAGAAGAUUAUUAGCUGCUUUAAACGUCAUGGGGCAAGGGGGUUGGACACACCCGCGUUUGAGCUAACAGAAAUGCUCACCGAGAAGUAUGAAGACAACUGUGGGCUCAUGUACGAUUUGAAGGAUCAAGGUGGAGAGUUGUUGUCUCUUCGAUACGACCUUACUGUCCCUUUUGCUCGCUAUCUGGCCAUGAAUAAACUAAAGAAGAUGAAACGAUACCAAGUUGGAAAGGUGUGGCGACGAGAGAGCCCGGCCUUAGUCCAGGGCCGCUACCGGGAGUUCUGCCAGUGUGAUUUUGACAUUGCUGGUGAAUUUGACCCUAUGAUCCCUGAUGCAGAAUGUCUGAAGAUCAUAUGUGAAAUCCUAAGUGGAUUGCAACUGGGGGACUUUCUCAUUAAGGUAAAUGACCGGCGGGUUUUAGAUGGGAUAUUUGCUGUCUGUGGUGUUCCUGAGGACAAGUUCCGUACCAUCUGUUCAUCAAUAGAUAAACUAGACAAGAUGUCUUGGGAAGAUGUAAGACAUGAGAUGGUGGCAAAGAAAGGCCUUGCUCCUGAGGUGGCUGAUCGAAUUGGGGAGUAUGUCAAGUGUCGUGGGGGGAUAUCCUUGGUAGAGGAAUUGUUCAAGGAUCCCAGGCUGUCCCAAAGCCAGCGGGCCCUGCAGGGCUUGUGGGACCUGAAGCUGCUAUUUGAAUAUCUGACUUUAUUUGGAAUUGCUGAAAAGAUCUCCUUUGACUUAAGUCUGGCCCGGGGCCUGGACUAUUACACAGGAGUGAUCUAUGAAGCAGUACUACUGCAGUCUCCAGGACAGGCUGGAAAUGAGGCUCUGAAUGUGGGUAGUGUGGCCGCUGGUGGCCGCUAUGACAGGCUGGUAGCCCAGUUUGAUUCCAAGGGCCAUAACGUGCCCUGUGUGGGAUUGAGCAUUGGAGUAGAGAGAAUCUUCUACCUUGUGGAGCAGAAGAUGAAGGCUUCUGGUGAAAAGGUUCGAACCACAGAGACCCAAGUGUUUGUGGCCACACCCCAGCGGAACUUUCUCCGAGAACGGUUGAAGCUAAUUGCAGAGCUUUGGAAUGCUGGGAUUAAGGCAGAGAUGCUAUACAGGAACAAUCCUAAACUGUUAACCCAGCUGCAUUAUUGUGAGAAAACAGACAUUCCUUUGAUGGUCAUCAUUGGUGAGCAAGAACGGAAAGAAGGUGUCAUCAAGCUCCGUUCAGUGGCCAGCAGAGAAGAAGUGACCAUUAAUCGAGAAAGUCUUGUGGCUGAAAUUCAGAAGCGACUGUCUGAGUCUUGAUUGUUGCCUGAUUUCCAUCUGCUGCCCUUAGAAGAACAGUUUUCAUCUAGGACUGAGUUCUGGUGGAUGUUGUAACAGCUGGCCAGCAUGGAUGUCAUACAAGUGCCUUCUGCCUCCUUCCAUGCUGCAUACAGAAGUAAACAGUUCUAAGGAUUAGCAGCUACUCUGCUUGAGCAAACAUGGGUGGCGUGCAAAAGAGGCACACUCUAGCUGCAAAGGCAAAUCUGAAGUGCCUGUGAAUUCUGUUGAGAGAUGUUAAGAUGGUUACUAUGAUCAAGACUCUGAACCAUUGAAGUGAGAAGCUAAAUAUAUGCUUUACUUUUAACUGUAACAUGGGAACCAGAUUUUGGAGAAUUUAUCUACAUCGGACUAUGGUUUGUUUGUAGAGUAUUAAUAAGACAGCAAGAAUGGACAGUGAACAGAGAUGAUGUCCAAGGACCCAAGAGUGCCUCUGUUGAUUCUUCCAGUUAACAGUAGACGGAUGAGGCUGUUUAAUAAUUUUGGACAUUGGACUUAAUGGAUGAUAAGUUAGUGAUCUGAUCUUUUGAGAUUUUGGACACCAUUCCUUUUGCCAUCCCAUAACCUGCUCAGGAGGUUGUUCUAGAGUGGCAAUAUAGUAUGUUACAUUUCAAAAAUGUUCUAGUGGGCUGGAGCGAUGGCUUACUGAUUAAGGGUGCAUAUUGCUUUUGCAGAGGACCUGAGUUCAGUCCCAGCAUCCACACCAGGGUGAUUACAGCUACCUGUAAUUCCAGUACCAGGGGAUUUGAGGCCUUCUCCUCAGCUCCAUAGACACCUGCACUUAAUGUGCACAUACACACAGACCCACACACAUAAUUAAGAAUAAAAUAAUUUUAAAAAGUAA
Molecule: messenger RNA, 2432 nt
Organism: Phodopus roborovskii (desert hamster)
Lineage: Eukaryota; Metazoa; Chordata; Mammalia; Rodentia; Cricetidae
Product: histidine--tRNA ligase, mitochondrial
Exons: 13
Coding region: 47-1570 (507 amino acids)
Biological process (GO): histidyl-tRNA aminoacylation
Cellular component (GO): mitochondrion; cytoplasm
Molecular function (GO): identical protein binding; histidine-tRNA ligase activity; ATP binding
Source: RefSeq, a predicted model, not a curated record